AUGGCCGAUCCGCAAGAACGUGUGUAUCUUGAGUUUCUCAAUUACGACUGGGCGACGUUUCCCGAGUUCCAGGAGGGCCUUGCCCAAAUUUUGGACGGCCACCUCGAGCUGUUGAAGGAGAAAGACCCGCAUGCCACCCAAAUCCCGCCGGCAGACAAGCAACAGCUCGUUGACCAGGCCAAGCUGUUUUAUUUCUGCUCGCAGACGGGCCACAUCUUGAACUUGGACGAUUUCUAUGCGUGGAAGCGCAACAACGGCGGCAAGAUUACGCUUUUGGCCGAUGAACAUCUGGGCCUGGAACAUGCCGGCCAGACCAGCGUGGCCGCUCCGGAAGCCCCACAGGAGACGCCGUACUCGUCCAACUACCAGCACUUGGUCGAGCUUAUUGUUUCGGGCAAGCCCGUGCCGGGCAUCAAGCAGAUUCCAGACACGGUGUUGAGCGGGCAGGAAUCGAAGCUGCAGGCGCCGAUGCGGACCAAGCCGUGGGAAAAGAAGACGGAGGCCGAGCCACAAGAGGAGCCAUCGGGCACAGCCUGA
Molecule: messenger RNA, 537 nt
Organism: Clavispora lusitaniae ATCC 42720
Lineage: Eukaryota; Fungi; Ascomycota; Pichiomycetes; Serinales; Metschnikowiaceae
Source: RefSeq, a predicted model, not a curated record